Chara braunii is the source of this 2316-nucleotide messenger RNA. The record is from the annotation of a GenBank genome assembly. Lineage: Eukaryota; Viridiplantae; Streptophyta; Charophyceae; Charales; Characeae.
UUUUAGGGUUGGUUGGGUAGCAGAGAAAGGGGGAGAGGACUGUGUUGUGGAGAGGGGAUUGGUCGCGAUGUGGGGACAAGCGGUGAUCGAAGGCGUGGUGAUAGUGUCGUCGCUUGUGGGGUUAUUUCUUUCAGGGUGGAUUUUCAUCAAUCGAAAAUUGUACAAGGACUACGAGGAGCGCCAUUUCUGGGUGCAAGUUCUCUUCUGCAGCACAUUCACUCUUUCCAUCAAUCUCUGCGAACUCGUCUUGUUCGAAAUCUUGCCCGUUCUCGGCAAGAGGGCGCGGUGGAUCAAUUGGAAGAUUGACCUUUUCUGUCUGGUGACUAUUCUGGUCUUCCUUCUACCCUACUACCAUUGCUUUCGGAUACUUCGGUGUAAUGGCUUACGGAAGGAGAGAGCAGGAAUGGGGGCUGCCAUAUUUGUGGUGGCUUUUCUCUAUGCGUUCUGGAGGAUGGGAAUCCAUUUCCCAAUGCCAUCACCUGAGAAGGGGAUAUUUACAAUGGCACAACUUGUAAGCCGGGUUGGAGUCAUCGGAGUGUUCUUAAUGGCAGUGCUCUCUGGAUAUGGUGCAGUAAAUCUUCCCUACAGUUACAUGUCCUUAUUCAUCAGGCAGAUCGAGCCAGCAGACAUUGCAGAUCUGGAUAAGAGAUGGCUGCAAGCCGUUGAGACAUAUGUUGCCAAGAAGAAAAAAAUAAUCCUCGCACAAAUGGAGAUGGACAGAUUGGAAGGUUCUCGUAAGCAAGCAGGUGCUAGAUCAUUCUUGACAAUGCUUGUCAACACAGUGGUCAAAUCAGGGAAAGAGGAUGAUAUGGGGCAAGAAAUUCGCAAGUUGGAAGAGGAGGUUAGAUCGCUGGAGGAGCUCGCCAACCAAAUCAUGGAAGAAAUCAGGGAUCUUAGGAAAGAAAAGGAAGCCAUGAUUUAUUCACGAACAUGGAAAGGCCAUUUGAAGAACCUUUUGGGGUACGCUUGCUCAGCCUAUUGUGUGUACAAAAUGCUCAAGGCCUUCCAGAGUGUCCUGUUCAAAGAGACUGGUUCAGGAGAUCCUGUCAGCAGAAUGAUCAACUUGUUCCUGAGGUUCUUCGACAUUGGGUUGGAUAUCACUCUUCUCUCUCAGUAUGUCUCUCUGUUGUUCAUAGGCAUUCUUAUUGCGACAUCAAUGCGUGGCUUCUUGACCAACGUGAUGAAGGUCCUUAACAAUCCCCUUCUGAAGGGAGGGGCCGGAAACAACACAUCCAGCAACUUGGUGCUGUUUUUGACAGAGAUCAUGGGAAUGUAUUUUGUCUCCUCUAUUCUGCUUAUCAGGAAGAACCUUGCCUUAGAGUACAGGGAAGUUAUCACGGAUGCGCUUGGCGGCGAUAUCCAGUUCAACUUCUACCAUCGUUGGUUUGAUGCGAUUUUCAUCGUGAGCGCGACUCUCUCGAUUCUUUUUGUGUUUGCUCUGCAUGCCACCAGACAAAGCCAGAAACAUCCUGUAGACUGAUGUUGGUUUGUUGAAACGGGAGAGGAAUAAAUAAAAAUAGUAAUAAUGAUGGGGAAGAGGACGAGGGCAUGCAAUGGAUGAAAGCAAUAACACAUCCCCGCAAAUGCUCCUGUGGACCGUGGUAGCACCGUAGCACCCUUUGUACGAUUACGCCUUAGACAGGCGCAUGUCAGCACUCUGACCCAUUGUUGAUUCUCUUCCAUCUUCUCAUUCCGCAGGAACAAAUGCUCAACCACCUUCUCUUCUCAUUGCUGGCCCAGCACCUGCUAGUCAUUUCUUUUUGUGCUCCCAUUAGAGGGCUUGUUAUAGAAUUAUCCCAUCCACGUUCAGGGGUUUUGUCCCGUCCGUUAAGAUUUCACACCUGUGAACCACAUUUGAGCACUUCUUGCCCCGGCCUGGCCUGCUGAGUGAUCCCUCUUCAUGCAUGUCUUCCUUGCGUGGAGAGCGGAGGCAGACCUCACUUUUCCUGUUGCCAGAUAUCGACAAUCUGGUCCACCAUGGCCAAGUGCUGUCCGACCUGGAAGAUCGGCUUCCAUAAGAAACCUCAACACGUCCAUGCAGCCCGUUUCCACCAAGCCUGCAACCUUGAAUAGAUGAUGGAUGUGCUUCAGGUAGCGAAAGACCCCUCUGACAGGGCUGGUUUUCCUUGGCGUUUGAAGUGUACCUUUUUCACAAAAUGACAGUAGAAGCUAGUUGUUUGCCUUCCUAAGCUGUAACAUAAUCAUUAUUUCACGUCAAGGCAAUACGGGAGCAAGCUCAUGUGAAAUUAUCUCCUUCCUGUGCUGCCUCGGACAGGGAAAACACAAUGUAGGGCAAUGUGGUUGCCUACUUUUCAG